UGUGAGCCCCGGUCCCGCACCGCCAUCAUCAUCCCCCACCGCAACCGGGAGACCCACCUGGGCCACCUCCUCUACUACCUGCACCCCUUCCUCCAGCGCCAGCAGCUCCAGUACGGCAUCUAUGUCGUGCACCAGGCGGGCAACUCCACCUUCAACCGGGCCAAGCUGCUGAACGUGGGGGUGAAGGAGGCGCUGAAGGACGAGGAGUGGGAUUGCCUCUUCCUCCACGAUGUUGACCUCAUCCCCGAGAACGACCACAACCUCUAUACCUGCGACCCGUGGAACCCCAAACACGUCUCCAUCGCCAUGAAUAAAUUUGGAUACAGCCUACCGUACCCCCAGUACUUUGGGGGGGUCUCAGCUCUCACCCCUGACCAGUACAUGAAGAUCAAUGGUUUUCCCAACGAGUACUGGGGCUGGGGCGGCGAGGACGAUGACAUUGCCACCAGGUAG
Messenger RNA from Leptosomus discolor (cuckoo roller), 453 nucleotides. The record is from RefSeq and is a predicted model, not a curated record. NCBI's taxonomy places the organism in Eukaryota, Metazoa, Chordata, Aves, Leptosomiformes, Leptosomidae.